Molecule: messenger RNA, 1257 nt
Organism: Coniosporium apollinis CBS 100218
Lineage: Eukaryota; Fungi; Ascomycota; Dothideomycetes
Exons: 1
Coding region: 1-1257 (418 amino acids)
Biological process (GO): mRNA splicing, via spliceosome
Cellular component (GO): U2-type spliceosomal complex
Molecular function (GO): RNA binding
Source: RefSeq, a predicted model, not a curated record
AUGCCUCCCAAACGCAUGACCGCAAAUCCCCUCAAGCCCGCCCGCUACCGCCCCGGCAAACCCACCGCCGAAGCACCCUCAUCCUCCUCCGACGAAGACGCCUCGGACGCAGAAGAUCAGCAGCAACAGCAAUCCACUGCCGCACCACCGCCAAAAGCAACAUCCUUCCCCAGCGCCUCGAAAAUCACGCACAACCUCCGGAACGUCAACCUUGAUGCCCGGCGCGCCGAAGCCGCAGCACGCGAAGCCGCACGCGUAGAGGCCGAAGCAGCGGCAAGGAAAGCGGCUGAGGAGGGCUUUGAGACAGAGUCCGAGGCCGAGGGCUCUGGCUCCGGUAGUGGUAGUGGAAGUGGGAGCGAGGAGUCAGAGGAAGAAGAAGAAAGCAGUUCAGAAGAGGACACCGCAGCCGCGCGACGGAAGCUGCUCCGCCCCGUCUUCGUGCGCAAAGACCAGCGCAAGAACGGUGCCGCAGCAGGAGGAGGACCGCAGGACACAGCGGCUGCGGAGGAAGCGCGACAGGCGGAGGAAAAAGCGCGCAGGAAAGCGGCUGCGGACGCGCUGGUGCAGGAGCAGUUGGAGGCGCGGGCCGCGGCUAAGGAGGCAGCAAAGAAGGGCUGGGAUGAUGACGAGGACGUCCCGGAUGCGGAGAUGGUGGACGAUACCGACGAUGUGGAUCCCGAAGCCGAGCGAGCGGCGUGGAAGCUGCGGGAGCUGCGGAGGGUAAAGCGCGAGCGCGAGAUCAUCGAGACGGCGGAGAAGGAGCGCGAGGAGGUUGAGCGUCGUAGGAACCUCACGAAGGAGGAGCGGGAGGCGGAGGAUCGAGAGCGGUUGGAGCAGCAGAAGGAGGAAAGGGAAGGGCGUGGGAAGAUGGGGUAUAUGCAGAAGUACUUCCACAAGGGUGCAUUCUUCCAGGACGACGCGAAGGCGCAAGGACUGGAUCGGAGAGAUAUUAUGGGCAGCCGUUAUGCGGACGAUGUGCAGAAUCGGGAGCUGUUGCCGCAGUACAUGCAGAUCAGGGAUAUGACGAAGUUGGGAAAGAAGGGUCGCACGAGGUACAAGGAUCUUAAGAGCGAGGAUACGGGUAGGUGGGGAGAUCUGGGCGACAGAAGAGGGCCGAGAGGUGACUCGUAUGGGGUGGAUGACAGGUUUCGACCGGAUCGUGGUGGAGUAACUGGCGCCAACGCGAGUGCGGUUGGAGAAAGGAAGAGAUAUGGGAAUGAGCCUGAGCGGGAUGGCAAGAGGGCGAGGUUGGACUGA